Molecule: messenger RNA, 681 nt
Organism: Camellia sinensis
Lineage: Eukaryota; Viridiplantae; Streptophyta; Magnoliopsida; Ericales; Theaceae
Source: RefSeq, a predicted model, not a curated record
AUGAAGCCACUAGAAUUUUUGAGGGGUAUUGAACCAUUAAAAGCAAAGGCUUGGAUACUAGAAACUGAAAAGAUCUUUGAAGUAUUUCCGUGUACCGAAACACAUAUAGUUUGGUUGGCAACCUUUACCUUGAAAGAAGAAGCUAGGAGAUGGUGGAUGCUCGUCCGGGAUGAGAAUGGAGAUUUAACAUGGGAUCGAUUCAAAGAAAUUUUCUACGAAAAGUACUUCCCGCAAUGCAUCCGAGAAAGGAAGGUAUCUGUAUUUGAACAACUAAAACAAGGUGACAUGACUGUGGCAGAAUAUGAAGCAAAAUUUAUUGAAUUAGCCCGAUAUGCACCUCAUAUGGUUAACACUGACUACAAAAAGGCAAGGAGAUUUGAGGGCGGAUUGGAUGUCGAAGUGUUUGACCAGGUAAAUGUUUUGAAAUUGGUAAAGUAUGUGGACUUACUUGAUAGAUCCUUGAUGUUCGAAGCAAAUAUUGCUGCCUCGAAAAUGUCUAAGCCAAUAGCAACAACCGAAGGAGAAUGUAAGAAAUUAAAGAAACAGAAAAUGGAAAUGGUUAGUAAAUCAAUGGCCUCCGUGAAUGAGAAAUCAAAUUCAAGAACUAGUGGCAACACAAGACGAAGAAGUAGUGGAAACAAUGACAUACCCACCUAUAGAGAAUGUGGGAAGCAACAUUGA